AUGGGUUGUGUUGCCUCUAAACUAGAGGAAGAAGAAGUUGUAGUUAUCUGUAAGGAGAGAAAAAGCCAGUUAAAGAUUGCAGUGGAGAGAAGAUAUGCUCUUGCAGAGGCGCAUUGUAAGUACUUCCAUUCUCUUUUCGCAGUAGCAGCAGCCAUAAAGCUCUUCGUGGCUUGCCAUUCUUCUCCUUCCUCAUCUUUCCUCAUAACAUUUCCCCCACCUUGCCCUGCACCAUCAGAAGCAGAAAAUGUGAUAAACAACCCAAUGUUCCUCCAGCAGACACCGUUUGAGCCAAAGCAUGAAGCUACCACUCGUGAUUCGUGUGCUUCUUCAACAACUUCAGAAUCACAAUCUUCUGAGGAAGAGAGAGAAGAACAAGGGGGCAGAGAAAAUGAAGUUAUGAGAGAAGAACCAGCUGAACAGCCUUUUGGGUACUAUUACAUGCAUAUGCCACCAUCAAUGCCGUCACCGCAGAGAGAUUUCGAGUGGGAUUUCUUUAACCCAUUCGAUGGCAUGAGAACAGAGGUUAUUAGUGGAUAUCGUCGAAACUCAGACGACGAUUUGAGGGUGGUAAGGGAGGAAGAAGGGAUUCCAGAGCUAGAGGAUGAGGGUGAAAGAGACGAUUUUGAGCAGCAAAAGCCGGUGACUGUGGAAGAAAAUGAAGGUGUAAUAGAACAUGUGAGUGGCAAUGUUGAGAGGGUGAAUAUUGUAAAUAUGGCUACUGAAAACGAAAACCAGAGGGGCCUUGCUGUUGUUGAAACGCCGGAGGAAGGGAGGGAAUUGCUGGAUGCUUUGAAGGACAUUGAGGAUUAUUUCGUUAGGGCAUAUAAUUCUGGCAAGAAUGUGACCAGAAUGCUGGAAGCUAAUAGGAUACCCCUUCAGUCUGGUUUAGAGGAGCUAAAAGAAAAUUCAACCAAACUCAUUCAUGCAAUAACAUGGCAUCGGUCCAAUUCCAAGUCUUCAUCAUGCAAGAGCCUCGUGGUAUCAGAUGCGAAAAAUUCUUCAACUUGGACGGAAUAUAAGAAUGACCUAUUUGAUGAUUAUGGGGGAAUGGAUUCAGGAAGCCAUUCAUUAACCUUAGGAAGGUUAUAUGCAUGGGAAAAGAAGCUAUAUGAGGAGGUUAAGGCUGGAGAUAUAACGAGGAAAAAUUAUGAGAAAAAGUGUGCACAAUUGAGAAACAAGGAUGUCAGAGGAGAUGAUGUACAAAGUACGGAUAAAACAAGAGCUGCAGUGAAAGACUUGUAUGCUGGGAUCUUGGUUGCAAUUCGGCGUGCAGAGUCCAUCUCAAAAAGAAUUCAGAAAAUAAGAGAUGAAGAAUUGCAGCCGCAAAUUGUUGAGCUUCUAAAAGGCCUGGCACAAACAUGGAAAGUUGUGUUGGAAUCCCAUGAAACCCAGAGAAAGAUUCUCUCAGAAGUGAAGUCUUUCACCUGUCCCACGUAUGGGAAAUUCUGCAAUGAAUCUCACAGAUUGGCUACUGUACGGCUGGAAACUCAGCUUCGAAAUUGGCAUGCCUGCUUCAGACAAUACAUGGCAGCUCAAAAGGCGUAUGUUGAAGCUUUGUAUGGAUGGCUAAGCAAGUUCAUUGUCCCUGAAGUUGAAUUUUACUCCAGAAGAAAAAAUGUUGCGGUGUCAUAUCAAGCAAACGGGCCACCACUGCUUGUAGUUUGUCACGACUGGUUAGCUUCACUGCAAAAGCUACCUGAUAAAAUGGUGACACUUGCAUUGAAAAGUGUCGUGAAGGACAUGAGAGCUCUGUGGCUUCAGCAAGGUGAAGAGCAGCAGCAGAAAAGGAAAGUAGAUAGUCUGUCAAAAGACUUAGACAGAAGGCAUUCCGGGUUAAACAAGGUGAAAAGUAAGAUGCUCGAGUUGAAAGUCACAGACCAGAAACCAGAGGUGGGAACAGAGCAUGAAGAAGAGCAUGUGAUGGAGAAGAAGGAUCAGUUGGAGGCACUUAGAAGAAAACUGGAGAUAGAGAAGGAGAAGCACCAUAGUUGCAUGCAAGAAACACAGAGGAUCACGUUACAUGGAUUGCAAUCAGGGUUUUCUCAGGUGUUUGAAUCAUUGACAGAGUUCUGCAAGGCAUCCAGAAAAAUGUACAAUGACCUUGUGACAUUCGGUGAAAAUGCUGAUAAGGGUGGGGGCAUGUCUUAUAUAGAGGGCUACAACGCUGAAAACUACAACAGUCAAACAUGA
Molecule: messenger RNA, 2190 nt
Organism: Neltuma alba
Lineage: Eukaryota; Viridiplantae; Streptophyta; Magnoliopsida; Fabales; Fabaceae
Product: nitrate regulatory gene2 protein-like
Exons: 4
Coding region: 1-2190 (729 amino acids)
Source: RefSeq, a predicted model, not a curated record